Molecule: messenger RNA, 330 nt
Organism: Cyphellophora attinorum
Lineage: Eukaryota; Fungi; Ascomycota; Eurotiomycetes; Chaetothyriales; Cyphellophoraceae
Product: 54S ribosomal protein L38, mitochondrial
Exons: 2
Coding region: 1-330 (109 amino acids)
Biological process (GO): translation
Cellular component (GO): ribosome; mitochondrial large ribosomal subunit
Molecular function (GO): structural constituent of ribosome; large ribosomal subunit rRNA binding
Source: RefSeq, a predicted model, not a curated record
AUGAGAAAAAAGGUCAAGGCGGCGGCCAUCGGAGACCGAAUAAUAGUCGUCGUCCAGAAACAACGAAGCUUCGGCGAGGGCUCGAAUGCGACAGGCGUCAGUAUCUCGAACAAAGUACGAAGAGGAGACAUCAGACACGCCGUCGUUGUCCGCGCGAGGAAGGAACAGCAAAGGCCAGACGGCAGCAAUAUUCGAUUUGACGACAACGCCUGCGUCCUCAUCAACAAGAACGGCGAUCCGAUCGGUUCACGAUUGAAUGGUGUGGUGGCCACUGAGCUGCGGAAAAAGCAAUGGUCCAAGAUUUUGUCAUUGGCGCCAGUGCAUGUAUGA